GACAUGGUGGAAAUACUUUUUAGCUAACAGUUAGCAUGUAUUUUUGGGGAAGUCCAGUAAUGUUGCUGCCAAAAUAGACCAGAAAGCGAAAGUUAUUGAACCAUACUGUGUGGAGGACAAGAGCCCGUACAUCCUGUGACAGGAUGUUACUAAAAAUACUUCUGGGCGUCCUGUGCUGUGUCGGAGCCUUCGCCACAGAGAACAUCACGGAGCAGCGGAGUCCUCCUCAGCUGCUGCUGGUGUCUUUCGAUGGUUUCAGAGCGGACUACCUGCGGAGGUUCCCCAUGCCCAACCUGAAGCUCCUGUACAGCCAAGGGAUCCUGGUGGAGCAGCUCACCAACGUCUUCAUCACCAAGACCUUCCCCAAUCACUACAGCCUGGUGACAGGGCUGUACGCUGAGUCUCACGGUAUCCUGGCCAGUAACAUGUACGACCCCGUCAGCCACAAGCACUUCCACAUCAACAACGACUCCAACCCCAUGUGGUGGAACGAGGCUCGGCCCCUCUGGAUCUCAGCACUGGACUCCGGAUACAAGACGGGGGCCAUGAUGUGGCCCGGCUCCGAAGUGACUAUUGGAAACCGCACAGCGACACACUUCCUUCCCUACAACUCUCAUGUGACGUUCAAGCAGCGAGUGGGGAACGUGACAAAGUGGAUGUUAGGGGACGAAAAGGAGAAAGGAGUGAUGUUUGCAGCGCUCUACUGGGAAGAACCGGACCGCUCGGGUCACAUCUUCGGCCCUGACAACGACACCGCCAUGAGCCAAGUCCUGAAGGAGGUUGACGACAACAUUGGCCUGCUGAUUUCUGAGCUGAAGACAACCGGGCUCUGGGGUCACGUCAACAUCCUGAUAACCAGUGACCACGGCAUGACGCAGUGCUCGGCUCAGCGCCUCAUACAGCUGGACAACUGCCUCCACCCCGACAACUACACACUGGUGGACCUCUCUCCUGUCACAGCCAUCAUCCCACUGAAAGAUCCAGAGGCCGUCUUCAAACUGCUGGAUAAGUGCCACGAACAUAUGAAAGCUUAUAAGAAACACGACAUCCCUGAUAGGCUGCACUACAGGAACAAUGACCGCGUCCAGCCAAUCAUAUUGAUCGCUGACGAGGGCUGGACCAUAGUGCUGCGAGGCGACAAGCUACCAAGAUUGGGCGAUCACGGCUACGACAACUCCCUACCCAGCAUGCACCCCUUCAUGGCCGCGUCGGGCCCCAGCUUCCGGCAGGGUUAUCGAAUCAGCAGCUUACAGAGCGUGGACAUUUACCCGCUGAUGUGCAAACUGCUGUCGGUGCCGCCGCAGCCCAAUAACGGCACGAUGACCCGCGCUCGCUGCCUAUUGGCUGCUGAGAGCUGCUGGGACGUCCCGUUGGUCAUCGGCCUGGUGGUGGGAGUCCUGCUGAUGCUCACUGCUAUCACUGUUCUCUUCAGGUUCCUGAGCUCCCGUCGCCCUCCAGGCUCUCGUCCCUUCCAGAGGCUUCAGGUGGACGACGAUGACGACGACGACCCCAUGUUGGAGUAACCGGACAUCUGUCAUGUUCCCGCUUUUAGAGGUACUUUACAGAACAUGUUGCACUUUACGCUCUGAGGCUGCGGCCUUGUGUGUGUUGUCCAUGUGCCCAUACACACACACACACACACACACACACACACACACACACACACACACACACACACACACACACACACACACA
Trematomus bernacchii (emerald rockcod) is the source of this 1695-nucleotide messenger RNA. It is a transcript of the gene enpp4, whose product is annotated as ectonucleotide pyrophosphatase/phosphodiesterase 4. NCBI's taxonomy places the organism in Eukaryota, Metazoa, Chordata, Actinopteri, Perciformes, Nototheniidae. The record is from RefSeq and is a predicted model, not a curated record. Bases 144 to 1523 code for a protein of 459 amino acids. The transcript has 8 exons.